AUGAAUCAUGAUAAAAACUACAAAAGAUAUAAUGCUUCAAUUAAGUCCACCAAUGACAAUGAGGGCUCGAUCCGGAUCAGCUACAUCGACUGCGAACCAGUAUCAACCUCGCCAACAAGACGGAUAAUGCUUCUUAUCCACGGAUUUCCCCAGACAUCUUACCAGUUCCGGCACGUAUUACGACCACUCGCUGAAAAUGGGUUCCGACUCAUAGCUCCAGACUACCGUGGUGCUGGACACUUAUCACAUCCAUCUUACGAUUUCAGAAAGUCAACAAUGGCUCGGGAUCUAUAUGCCCUUAUUCACGAUCAUCUUGCAAUCAAGUCGAAAAUACAUCUGGUCGGCCAUGACAUUGGCGGUAUGAUUGCGCACGCAUACGUUUCGUUGUACCCGCAAGAUGUGGCUAGUAUUAUCUGGGGCAAAUGCCCACUUCCCGGAACAUCUUGCUACUCAGCAAACAGAAGCAUGCCGGAGCAGUUCCAUUUCGUGUUUCAUUGCGUACCUGAUGACCUAGCAUUAGCUCUUGUUUCUGGGAGAGAGAGAUUGUACCUGAAUGACUUUUUCUCUAAGUUGAGUUUCAACGCCAAUGCAAUAUCAGCUUCUGACUGUGAAUAUUAUACCUUGCAGUAUUCACAACCAGGAGCCCUUCGGUGUGCAUUCGAAGUAUAUAGAGCAUUUCAAGAGGAUGCUUUGGAAAAUAUCGAGUCACUGAGGUUGAAAGGCAAGUGUAUGAGGCCGGUACUCAUUCUGAGUGGUUCGGAAAGCCGACAUGCACCGGUGGCCGAAGGCAUGGUGAGUGAAGUUUAUGGUGGCGAUAUUCAGGUUGCGGUGGUCGAAGGUGCUGGACAUUACAUUACGGAAGAGAACCCCACUGGGUUUGUGCAGGCUGUCUUGGAAUUUGUGUCAAAGUAUCCGGAGUAG
This is a messenger RNA of Penicillium chermesinum, 921 nucleotides long. Its product is annotated as alpha/beta fold hydrolase. The record is from RefSeq and is a predicted model, not a curated record. Bases 1 to 921 code for a protein of 306 amino acids. NCBI's taxonomy places the organism in Eukaryota, Fungi, Ascomycota, Eurotiomycetes, Eurotiales, Aspergillaceae. Gene Ontology annotation, molecular function: catalytic activity. The transcript has a single exon.